AUGACAGAAUUAGAUCCGUCUAAGAAAGUAGCUGAUAGGUAUCUCAAACGUGAGGUUCUUGGUGAAGGUACCUAUGGUGUCGUUUACAAAGCCAUUGAUACCCAGACAGGACAGACGGUUGCUAUUAAGAAGAUUAGGAUUGGAAAGCAGAAAGAAGGGGUUAAUUUUACAGCUCUUAGGGAAAUCAAAUUGCUUAAAGAGCUCAAUGAUCCUAAUAUAAUUGAGUUGAUUGAUUGCUUCCCACAUAAAGGGAAUUUGCAUCUUGUGUUUGAAUUCAUGGAGACAGACCUUGAAGCUGUCAUAAGAGACCGGAAUAUUUUCCUUUCACCGGGUGAUAUCAAAUCUUACCUUCAAAUGACGUUUAAAGGUCUUGCUCAUUGUCACAAAAAAUGGAUAUUGCAUAGGGAUAUGAAACCAAAUAAUUUGUUGAUAGGACCUAAUGGACAGCUGAAACUUGCAGAUUUUGGUUUAGCACGGAUAUUUGGAAGCCCGGAUCGCAGGUUCACUCAUCAGGUGUUUGCACGAUGGUAUAGAGCACCUGAGCUAUUAUUUGGUACUAAGCAGUAUGGCCCAGGAGUAGAUGUUUGGGCUGCAGCCUGUAUAUUUGCUGAGCUUCUUCUUCGCCGACCCUUUUUGCAGGGUUCAAGUGAUAUGGACCAAUUGGGAAAGAUUUUUGCAGCAUUUGGAACUCCAUCUCCUUCUCAAUGGUCUGAUAUGGUAUACCUUCCUGAUUAUGUUGAAUAUCAAUAUGUGCCUGCCCCUCCUCUGCGCUCUUUAUUUCCAAUGGCAAGUGAGGAUGCUUUAGACUUGUUGUCUAAGAUGUUUACAUAUGACCCAAAGGAACGAAUUUCGGUGCAGCAGGCAUUAGAACACAGAUACUUUACUUGUCCUCCUCCGCCCACAGAUCCAGAUAAGCUUCCAAGACCUGCCCCUAAGAAGGAAAUUAAGGAAUCGGAUUUGAAUCCACGUGAGGGUCCCACAGUCUUAUCACCUCCUAGAAAGACUAGGAGAGUAAUGCCAGGGCGUGAUGGACUUGAAGGAAGUUCAUUGCAAGGAGACAAGGUUGAUGAUACUCAUUCUAACUUGAAACAGGCCGCUGGUGAUAAUAUAGGGAAGAGUGAUCCCGCACCAAUGUCACUAGAUUUUUCUAUCUUUGGAUUAAAACCUCCAAAUAGACCAACAAUUAACAGUGCUGACAGAUCACAUUUAAAAAGAAAAUUAGAUCUAGAAUUCCAGUAA
Messenger RNA from Vicia faba (fava bean), 1239 nucleotides. NCBI's taxonomy places the organism in Eukaryota, Viridiplantae, Streptophyta, Magnoliopsida, Fabales, Fabaceae. The record is from the annotation of a GenBank genome assembly.